AUGAAGGACUUGUUGAGGUUCGUUUUGAAGCAGCGGAUGAAUUCGAUAGGACUCAACAAGAUGAAUCUCUUGGGAUCUACGGAUUCUGAUGAGGACAUCAAAAUCAGCUCAACUGAAUCUGAGGAGGAGAUCAUUAACGUGCCUACUAUGAAGCGAACUCCAAGAACAAGAUCAGGCACGAAGAAACUUAGAGAGGAGUUUAACAAGUCUGUAGAGAAUCUCAUCACACUCAUAGAGCAUGAAGAAUUUUAA
Arabis nemorensis is the source of this 252-nucleotide messenger RNA. NCBI's taxonomy places the organism in Eukaryota, Viridiplantae, Streptophyta, Magnoliopsida, Brassicales, Brassicaceae. The record is from the annotation of a GenBank genome assembly.